Saxophila tyrrhenica is the source of this 1335-nucleotide messenger RNA. RefSeq names its product Mitochondrial beta-keto-acyl synthase (gene CEM1). The transcript is spliced from 3 exons. Lineage: Eukaryota; Fungi; Ascomycota; Dothideomycetes; Mycosphaerellales; Extremaceae. The record is from RefSeq and is a predicted model, not a curated record. Bases 1 to 1335 code for a protein of 444 amino acids. Gene Ontology annotation, molecular function: 3-oxoacyl-[acyl-carrier-protein] synthase activity. Gene Ontology annotation, biological process: fatty acid biosynthetic process. Gene Ontology annotation, cellular component: mitochondrion.
AUGCUCCUUCAAGCACUACUCUACAUCGAAGGCGAACAUGAAAUGCGACGAGUCGUAGUAACAGGUCUCGGCGCCAUUACCCCUUUGGCAGCCGGCAUCAAAACAACAUGGAAGCGCCUCCUCGAGUCCUCUUCCGGACUCUCCUCAACAACGACCAGAGGUCCGGCUUUCGAAACCCUUCCCAGCAAAGUCGCCGGUCUCGUUCCUCUCGGAAAACGCGAAGAUUGCGCCUGGCAAGCCAAAGACUGGCUACCCGCAAAGGAAGAACGUCAGAUGGCAUUGUUCGCACAGUACGCCGUCGCGGCAGCUGACGAGGCGCUGAACGAUGCUGGAUGGCAUCCUACUUCCCAGGCUGAUCUCGAGGCUACGGGUGUGACUAUUGGAUCUGGCAUUGGAAAUCUGGAUGAGGCUUACAACACCUCUGUUGCUUUUCACGAAGGCGGAUAUCGCAAAGUCUCGCCGCUGUUCGUGCCAAAGCUGUUGAUUAACCUAGCGGCGGGUCAUGUGUCUAUCAGGCACGGGUUCAAAGGACCGAAUCAUGCUGCUACUACGGCUUGUACGACUGGGCUACAUGCUAUCGGGGACGCUUCGCGGUUGAUUGCUUUUGGGGAUGCGGAUGUGAUGGUUGCGGGUGGCGCGGAGUCGUGCAUUCAUCCUCUGGCAAUCGCUGGUUUCGCGAGGGCGAGGAGUUUGGCAGUCGAUUGGAAUGAUGAGCCUGCUGCUGCUUCCAGGCCGUUUGAUAGUCAGAGGGCUGGGUUCGUCAUUGGGGAAGGUGCUGGGGUGGUUGUGCUCGAGGAACUUGAACACGCCAAAGCCCGCAAGGCGAACAUCUACGCCGAAGUCAAAGGCUACGGUUUAUCUUCUGAUGCCUACCAUAUGACUGCGCCCGAGGAAAACGGCGAGGGCGCCUUUCUGGCUAUGAGAGCAGCCCUCAAGCAUGCUAGUCUGAAGCCGGAAGCCAUCGACUAUGUGAACGCACAUGCUACAUCUACUAUCCUAGGGGAUGCUGCUGAAAAUAGAGCCAUCAAGCGUCUGCUCUUAGGGCCGGAUGGAAGACAGAGUGCGUCUGAAGUGAACAUCAAUAGUACUAAGGGAGCCGUUGGCCAUCUGCUCGGUGCUGCAGGCGCUGUGGAGGCCAUCUUCACCAUGCUCACCAUUCACAACAACGUCCUGCCGCCAACGCUGAACCUUGUCCGGCCUGGUGAUCCUCCGGAGGAAUUCGACUGCAACUAUGUUCCCAACGCAGCGCAACAACACACAGUCAAUGCAGCUCUAACAAACAGUUUCGGUUUUGGCGGGACUAAUGCCAGUCUUUGUCUCGCGAAAUAUCGAUGA